This is a messenger RNA of Anisakis simplex (herring worm), 555 nucleotides long. Lineage: Eukaryota; Metazoa; Nematoda; Chromadorea; Rhabditida; Anisakidae. The record is from the annotation of a GenBank genome assembly.
AUGCUUCGUCAAAUAGCGGUAUCGAUAUCAUUAGCAACUCUUUUGGUGGCUAUCGAAAGUGCACGCAAUUGUCCAAUUGGAUCGUUUAGUUCACCCAUUUCGGAGACAAAAUGUUUCAACUUCACAAUACCGAAAGCCAAUUUCUUCCUUGCAUCCGAAUCGUGCAGAGAAGUACCGAACGCAUCGCUGGCUGUAAUUUCGAACAUCUUCGAGAAUGCCGCUUUGAGAGCAUACGCAAUGAACUACGAUGAUGAGCCAAACGUGUGGAUUGGUUUGAACGAUGUGGCUGAAAAUGGGGAUUGGAACUGGAUUAAUGGCGAGAGAACAGAAUUCACAAAGUGGGCACCAGGUUAUCCGAAGAGUGAGCCAAAUGCGUUGUGUGUUGCACUGAACACCAAGACUGGAUUUUGGGAGAACAAGGAUUGUGCCGAUCGUUUGCCAUUCUUCUGUAGCAGGGAUGGACUACAAACAAUGGACAGCUAUGGACUAGAAAAUCACGGUCAUUAUACGGAACCCGUCAAGCGUUCCCUUCUCCCACUGAUCGGACCUGCUUGA